Astyanax mexicanus (Mexican tetra) is the source of this 3477-nucleotide messenger RNA. It is a transcript of the gene tax1bp1a, whose product is annotated as Tax1 (human T-cell leukemia virus type I) binding protein 1a. The record is from RefSeq and is a predicted model, not a curated record. NCBI's taxonomy places the organism in Eukaryota, Metazoa, Chordata, Actinopteri, Characiformes, Acestrorhamphidae. The coding region runs from base 184 to 2601 and encodes 805 amino acids. The transcript is spliced from 17 exons.
UCCAGCCCGCCCAACCCAUCCUCAAACAGAUCCAACGGAAAUGGCGUGAAGUCACCCGGUUCCCCAAACGGUUCUGUUGACAACCGGUACCGCGGCCAAAGAGUCCCGCCUCUCCCCGUAAACAGCGCCGGUCCCGCGGACAGGCAUGAAGCUCAGGUAGACAGGUAGACACAGUUCUCUAUAAUGUCGUCAGCCGGUGAAGCAGCAGCAGCAGCAGGAGCCUCGUCUGCAGGUGGAGGAGGGAGUUCAGUCAUGGAGACGUCUAACUUCGCCCACGUGAUUUUCCAGAACGUGGGGAAAAGCUUUCUGCCUCAGGCGGCUCUGGAGUGCCACUAUACCCUCACCCCGUUUAUCACCCCCCACCCUAAAGACUGGGUUGGCAUCUUCAAGGUGGGAUGGAGCAGUGCCAGAGACUACUACACGUUCCUGUGGUCUCCUAUGCCUGAAAACUACACUGACGGCUCCACCGUCCACAGAACACUCAUCUUCCAAGGAUACUACGUUCCUCGCAGUGAUGGAGAGUUCUAUCAGUUCUGCUACGUUACUCACACCGGAGAAAUCAGAGGAGCCAGCACUCCCUUCCAGUUCCGCCCGGCCACGCCCACAGGGGAGGAGCUACUGACCGUGGAGGAUGAAGGGAACUCUGAUAUACUGGUGGUCACGACCAAAACAGGACUACUGGAGCAGCGUGUGGAGGAGGUUCAGAAGGAAUGCAGGGAGCUGCAGAAGGCCGUCCGACUCCUCACACAGGAGAGAGACCAACUGCAGGAGGAGCAGAGACGACACAACCAGGAGCUGCAGCAGGGUCUGAGGGAGCAGAAGGAGGAGGCUCAGGCUCGGGUCCGACAACUGGAACAGGAUCUGCUGACCGUCACCCAGAGAGCUGUACUGAAGGAGACCGAGCUCGACUGUCUGAGAGACAGGCUGCAGAAGGUGAUCGUAGAGAGAGAUGCUUUGCAGACGCAGCUGAAGAAUGAGAGAGAUGAAAGAGAUCUCUAUAAAUCUCAUGUACGCAGUGCGGAGCUGGAGAACACUAAGCUGAGUGCGGAGCUGCAGAUGUUGAAGGCGGUGGAGUUGAAUCGAGAGGUCACCAUCGCCCAGUACCAGGAGGAGAUCCACCGACUGCGCUCAGACAGAAACACACACCCAGCUGAUACAAAUCUGAGGGAGCAGCUGCGUCAGGUGGAGGAGCAGCUCCAGGCUACGCGGCAGCAGGCCUCCAUGCUGGGCUCGGAGCUGCGGGACGCGUCCAGCGGGCGGGACCGCACCAUCGCCGAGCUGUACCGCGCCCGGCAGGAGGCCGACGCCCUGCGGAGCAGCUUAACCCAGACUCAGGACCAGUGCAGGAGAGCACAGGACCAGCUGGACAAACUGAGGAACCACAGCUCACAGGAAGUGGGCGGGGCUGUUGCAGCAGAGGGCGUGGUUUCCGAGCUGGAGGCGGAGCUACAGAAGGAGGUGGAGGAGCUGAAGCUGAGGCUGCAGAUGGCUGCAGAGCACUAUAAGGAGAAGUACAGGGAGUGUCAGCGUCUGCGCAGACAGGUCACCAAACUGCAGCAGCAGGAGAACCAGCAGGGGGAGUCGAAUAGAAACGAUGCAUCUACAGAGACCACUCAGGAGCCGGACACACCCGACGCAGAGUCCCCGGAUAUAGAUCAGAAAUCUGACCUCCAGGAGUCUACUGAAGAAAAGGGGGAUGAAGAAAGGGAGGAGGGAGAGGGAGGAAAGCUGGAGGAGAGUAAGGAAGAGGAGGAUGAAGGAGAAGAGGAGUGCAGUGUGUCGGUGGAGGCGGAGCUCGCUCGGAUGGAGGAGAGAUGGAGGGAGCAGUGCACCAUAAAUGACAAUCUGAAGCUACUGCUGGACAGUGAAGAACAGAGCUAUAAGGCUCAGCUGAGUGAUAAGGAGAGGGAAGUCUCCUCACUGAGGGAGAGUCUGGCUGAUGUAACCAGAGAGAAGGAGCGUCUGGAGGAGGAGCUCCGCUCAUGUAUCAGCAGAGAGGAAGGGGCGGGAGGUCAGAGGUCUGAGGUCAGGGAGCCUGUGGUGCUGCGGUAUCCACUGCCAUACCCUCAGGAUCCCCCCCCACUGCCACUGAUACCACAGCAACCUGCCGAGCUCCAGUACGGAAACCCCUACUCCCAACAGCAGACCCGCGAUGGUGCAGAUGGGGCGUUAUCACCUGAGCAGACCUGCCGCCCCCCUCCCGUUGCCCCGCCCCCUUGGGGUGGACCUGUAGUCUGCAGCCAACCGUCACGCAGCCUCAGCCCUCCCGAUGGUCUGGAGAACCCUCCUGAGGAACGGCCCAGUGGAGGUGAUGGUGAAGCUCCAGCCGUCUGUGGUCAUCAAAGUCCAGAAUCCAACGAGAACCGCACCAGUUUCUGCUUUGACACAAGGACUGAUGUCCAUAAGCGCUGUCCUCUCUGUGAGGUGAUUUUUCCUCCGCACUUUGAGCAGCGUAGUUUUGAGCGUCACGUCGAGUCUCACUGGAAGGAGUGUCCGGUGUGCAGCGAGCAGUUCCCUCUGGACUGUCAGCAGCGUCUCUACGAGAAACACGUCCUCACGCACUUCGACGGGAACGUCCUCAACUUCGACAACUUCGAAUAAAGAGAGCGAGGCGCUGCGGCGUCGAGGCGUCCUGCUGUUAGCUUGAUAUGCUGUUAGCGUGAUACGCUAAUACAGGGGGCGGGGUUAAAUGUUUCGUUUGGCACUUUUUUGACGAUGUCACUUGGCUGUAUGCUAAUGGUCGCAUGUUUUAUGACACUUUUAAGGCUCAUUUAUACUCAAAUUACGAAAUUGCGAAAUGAAUACGUGAACACGUCUGUUUUAAACGAUGUAACCAUUACUGCCCACAUACUUCUACACGUCCUUUACGUUGGGACAGGUGUUGAGUAGUGCAUCCACUAGAGGGCAGUUCUGAGUCAAUUGAUUUAACAUAAGACGUAAGAUAAUAAGAUGUAUUGGAACCACGAAGUUCGAAUGUUGAAGAAUUCGCCUAAACCAUUGGCUACACUGCCCCCCACCAUUUCCAGUGGUACUGCACCUCUGUUUCCUAAGUUUCUGUUCAAAUCUCUGAUCCAGGAACUUUUAAAAAUGGAUUUUUCAUCGGCUUUUAAAGCUCAAUCCAGUCCCAAUCCUUAGUUUUGUUGCAGCAGAACCCUCUUUGCUUUCCUCUAGAAGCCAGUAAAAUAUAUUAUUCUCAGUUUCUGCAGAAAGGAGACUUUUUUUUAGGUUUUUAAGGUAAUAAAACAGUUCAGAAUCUGCAGUAAUUUAAGUAACGGUCUAACACAUAUUAUGAGAAGCAAGAACUACUUAACUAAGUAAAUAAAAGUAAAAAAUAUAUAUAUAUAUUUAAAGAAAUGAAGGUCAGUCAAUCUUAAAGUCAAUUUCAACAACUUUAAAAGCAUUUUUAAAUGUAGUGCAAAAAAGACCAUCAAAAUCGUUCUGAUGAUGGAACUGGCACUCAUCAGGAUUCAUCAGGAG